Messenger RNA from Lasiodiplodia theobromae, 1929 nucleotides. Its product is annotated as Iron-sulfur cluster assembly associated protein nar1. Gene Ontology annotation, molecular function: 4 iron, 4 sulfur cluster binding. Bases 1 to 1929 code for a protein of 642 amino acids. Lineage: Eukaryota; Fungi; Ascomycota; Dothideomycetes; Botryosphaeriales; Botryosphaeriaceae. The record is from RefSeq and is a predicted model, not a curated record. Gene Ontology annotation, biological process: iron-sulfur cluster assembly. The transcript has 2 exons. Gene Ontology annotation, cellular component: cytosolic [4Fe-4S] assembly targeting complex.
AUGAGCGCGAUUCUCUCCGCUGACGACCUGAACGACUUCAUAUCACCCGGCGUCGCCUGCAUAAAACCUAUCGAGACCAUACCAGCCGAGUCCAAAGAUGGCGCGUCUAAUCCCUACGAAGUUACGACUGAAGACAAAGUCGCCGCCGCGAACCCCCAGCCCGCGCAAAUCUCGCUGACGGACUGCCUCGCCUGCUCGGGUUGCGUCACCUCCGCCGAGGCCGUCCUUGUGUCUCUGCAGUCGCACACCGAAGUUCUGAACACCCUAGAUGCACACCCGGAAUUGGCGCUGCCGUCACCGGUAAGAGGAGGUGGUGUGGCGAACGGCCGGAUCAACGGCGAAGGCAAGAUAUUCGUCGCCAGCGUCAGCCCGCAGUCGCGGGCAACCCUGGCGGCGACGUUCGGUGUCAGCGAGCGCGAGGCCGGGCACAUGGUCGAGCGGCUGCUGAGCGGGCCGGAGGGCAUGCGCAGCGGCGGCGCGCACGGCAGCGGCUUCGCCUUGGUCAUCGACACCAACACUGUACGGGAGGCGGCGCUGGUGCUUGCCGCCGACGAGGUCGCGUCCGCGCUGUCCUCGACGGCCGAGGGCGCUGCGUCAACGGUGCCGAAGAAGCCAAUCCUGACGUCGGCGUGCCCCGGCUGGAUCUGUUACGCCGAGAAGACGCACCCCUACGUUCUGCCGCACCUGUCGCGGAUGAAGUCGCCGCAGGCGCUGGCCGGAACGCUGGUCAAGUCUGUGCUAUAUCGCAAGUUCGGAAUCCCACCGGAGAAGGUGUGGCAUCUGGCCGUUAUGCCGUGCUUCGACAAGAAACUCGAGGCCAGCCGCUCCGAGCUGACCUCCGCUGCCUGGUUGCCCUCUUCCUCCAACCCUGUGCGUGAUGUCGACUGCGUCAUCACCGCUCGCGAGCUCCUCUCGCUCGCCCAGAGCCGCGGAGUCAACUUCGCCUCCCUUCCGCGCAAACCAUUGCCUCGCUCCCAGCGCCAGCGCUUCCCCGACCCGGAACUCGACGCUUUCCUCUUCCCUUCGCCGAAAACUGGCACUUCUCAGAAGAACGCCGACCCCUUCGCCGUCGGCACCAGCGGCGGCUAUCUCUACCACAUUAUGCAGACUUUCGCAGCCCGCCAUCAGCCUGCCGGGUCGACAUCGCUGCACAUUGAGCGCGGCCGCAACGCCGACGUCGUCGAGUACGUGCUCAAGGACGUGACGACGGGACAGGUGAUUCUCAAGACGGCGCGGUUCUACGGGUUUAGGAAUAUUCAGAACCUGGUCAGAAGGUUAAAGCCGGCGAGGGUGAGCAGGAUGCCUGGUGCAAGGACGGGCGUGGCGAGAAGGCCGGGCGGUGCAAAGGCGGGAGCAGGAACAGGCGCGGGUGCCGAGACUGAGUAUGCAUAUGUGGAGGUCAUGGCUUGUCCUGGUGGCUGCACGAACGGCGGAGGCCAGAUUAAGGUGGCCGAGGUGGCAGAAGUGAGGGGGGAUGAGGAGGUGCUGGUCGAGGGUGGGGAGGUCCAGCAGCAGCAGAAGAAGCCGGGCCCGCAGGAGCAGAAGGACUGGUUGAGGAGGGUGGAUGAAGCGUAUUUUUCUGCAUCGUCAUCCGAAGGUGAAGAGGAGGACGAGGAGAUGGAUGCAGUGGAACGAUUGAUGGAGCUGGACGUUAAUGGCGAUUAUCACGAUGGUGAUCCUAUGGACGUGGACUCUGCGCCAAAGACGAAUGGGUAUACGAGCAACGGAGAGGAGGAUGUCAUCAACGGUAUUUCGAGGAGAAAGAUUUACACGUUCCUACGCCAUUGGAGCGAUGUCACCGGCGUGGACAUGGCCGACCUCACGCAGACCAGCUACCGGAAGGUCGAAAGCGACGUGGGCAAGGCGAAGAAGGCGAGUGAUGUGGAAAGAGUGGCUGGUUUGGCGAGCAGUAUUGGUGGCGGUUGGUAG